AUGAAUUCAAUAACAAAGGCUCGAGCAUUAACUAAUUUAAAUGAAAAAGAGUUGGAAAGUGGUGCAGCUAAUACGGAAAAAAGUUGGCACAAUGUUUAUCGGAAAAGUGCAUGGAUCUACGUUGGUGGAUUAGAUUUUCAAUUGACAGAAGGAGACGUUCUAUGUGUAUUUUCACAAUGGGGUGAAAUUGUGAAUGUAAACAUGUUACGUGAUAAAAAAACGGGUAAAUCAAAAGGUUUUGCAUUUAUUUGUUAUGAAGAUCAACGUAGUACAGUAUUAGCCGUGGAUAAUUUUAAUGGUAUUAAACUAGCGGGACGUCCAAUAAGAGUUGAUCAUGUUAAAGAUUAUAAACCACCUAAAGAACAUGAAAAUGACGAUGAUUUAGCUAAAACGUUAAAAGAAAAAGGUUGUGCACCUGGUGUUGUUCUUCCACCACCGUCUUCGUCAACAUCAUCAUUCAAAACAGAUCAAAUUAAACAAGAACCAAAACGUUUUAAAAGAUAA
Didymodactylos carnosus is the source of this 504-nucleotide messenger RNA. The record is from the annotation of a GenBank genome assembly. NCBI's taxonomy places the organism in Eukaryota, Metazoa, Rotifera, Eurotatoria, Philodinida, Philodinidae.